Messenger RNA from Procambarus clarkii (red swamp crayfish), 993 nucleotides. The record is from RefSeq and is a predicted model, not a curated record. Lineage: Eukaryota; Metazoa; Arthropoda; Malacostraca; Decapoda; Cambaridae.
AUGAGACUGAAUACAUCGCAAGAGGGAGAAGCAAAGGAUAAUAACAGCAAAGAAGGAACUAAUCAACAAAAGGAACAGGACAAACAACAACAAAAUAACGACCAACAACAGAAGGAAAAGACAAAUCCUAAGAGUGCAUCAGGUAGUGCUAAGAGUGCCUCAGGUAGUGCUAAGAGUGCAUCAGGUAGUCCUAAGAGUGCAUCAGGUAGUCCUAAGAGUGCAUCAGGUAGUCCUAAGAGUGCAUCAGGUAGUCCUAAGAGUGCAUCAGGUAGUCCUAAGAGUGCAUCAGGUAGUCCUAAGAGUGCAUCAGGUAGUCCUAAGAGUGCAUCAGGUAGUCCUAAGAGUGCAUCAGGUAGUCCUAAGAGUGCCUCAGGUAGUCCUAAGAGUGCAUCAGGUAGUCCUAAGAGUGCAUCAGGUAGUCCUAAGAGUGCAUCAGGUAGUCCUAAGAGUGCCUCAGGUAGUCCUAAGAGUGCAUCAGGUAGUCCUAAGAGUGCAUCAGGUAGUCCUAAGAGUGCAUCAGGUAGUCCUAAGAGUGCAUCAGGUAGUCCUAAGAGUGCAUCAGGUAGUCCUAAGAGUGCAUCAGGUAGUCCUAAGAGUGCAUCAGGUAGUCCUAAGAGUGCAUCAGGUAGUCCUAAGAGUGCAUCAGGUAGUCCUAAGAGUGCCUCAGGUAGUCCUAAGAGUGCAUCAGGAAGUCCUAAGAGUGCAUCAGGUAGUCCUAAGAGUGCAUCAGGUAGUCCUAAGAGUGCAUCAGGUAGUCCUAAGAGUGCAUCAGGUAGUCCUAAGAGUGCCUCAGGUAGUCCUAAGAGUGUAUCAGGUAGUCCUAAGAGUGCAUCAGGUAGUCCUAAGAGUGCAUCAGGUAGUCUUAAGAGUGCCUCAGGUAGUCCUAAGAGUGCAUCAGGUAGUCCUAAGAGUGCAUCAGGUAGUCCUAAGAGUGCACCAGGCCCGGCCAAGAGUGCACAAGAUAUGAUCACCUCUAGCGAUAUGCCUGUGUAA